AUCCAGGAUUAGAUUCAAUUUAGCUUGAAGGUACCUGACUAACCAAUAAAUCCCGGCGCGGUGAGACACGCCGCUUCUCAUUUGUGCGCGUAAUUUGAGCUCUCCUUCAAGCCACGCCCAUUUUCCCUCCAGCCGUUUGUUGGGUGUCGCAGUGAGAAACGUGCAAAAAAAAAAAAAAAAAAAACAAUUAUUUUCCUUAACGUUAAUCUUGCCAUAACUCUGUUGGAAAACCGGAAAGAAGGAACAAGACAUGUUGCAGAUGUUGAAUCCGCAGAGACUGAAGUCUCUAGAGAAGUGGCUUGAGGAAACCAACACCACCUUGACGCAGGUUAACGGCCAGCGCAGAUAUGGUGCUCCUCCUCCGGGAUGGAGAGGUCCGACACCAGGUCCAGGCUGCGAGGUCUUUAUAAGUCAGAUCCCUCGGGACGUGUACGAAGACCAGCUGAUCCCUCUGUUCCAGAGCGUGGCCCCGCUCUACGAGUUCCGCCUCAUGAUGAACUUCAGCGGGCAGAACCGAGGCUUCGCCUACGCCAAAUACGGAGACACGGCUAGCGCAGCCGCCGCCAUCCGGGCUCUAAACCUGUAUCCAAUCCAGAGUGGCGUCAGGCUCACCGUCAGGAGGAGCACGGAGAAGAGGCAGCUGUGUCUCAGCGAUCUGCCUCCCACCAUGGAGCGCAACGAGCUGCUGACAGUGCUGCAGCAAAUUGCUGACGGAGUGGAGGGCGUCACUAUGAGGACCACCGGGCCAAAGGAGAAGGAUGUCACUGCGCUCGUGCACUACUCCUCCCACUAUGCUGCCUCCAUGGCCAAGAAGGUGUUGGUGCAAGCCUUCAGGAAGCUGUACGGCGUGUCCAUCUCCGUCCGAUGGAUGUCUGGAAACGCCAAAUCCAGACACGAGGAGCAUGACGAAGAGAGUGCUCUCGCCCCUCCUGGGCUGAAAUCCAUGGCCGCGAAUUCUUUAACGCCUCCACGCUUCCAGCUCAGCCGAGACCCCGAGCAUCCUCCACCUCUUCCUACUCCACCCUCUCCCCUUCACCCGCAGUUCUUCUCGCGGGCAGUAGGGGGUCCAACCCCGCAGGUGACGAGUGUGAUGUUACCCCUGAAGCCCUGGAGCGCGGAGGAGCCACCGCACGACUCGGUGCACCAGCUCCGUUGGCUGUGUGAGCUGCACGGGCUCGGCAUGCCGCUCUACAACGUGCGCUACGACCACACAGGCCCUGACGGCUUCCUGUAUUUUGCCUACAGGGUGGUGGUGCCAGGGCUGGCCAUGCCGUUCUGCGGCGUAGUCCCCGUCCUGCCCAGCACCUGCGCCAACAACAUGGAGGCUGAGGUUCAUCGAGCCGCUGCCAAGCAGCUCCUCAACGCCAUGUGGCAGGCGAGAAAACCAUGAGCUUUGACCUCAGAUGCAUCAUCUGUUUUGGGUGAGAAUGUGAUUUUCUGUAGUAGAACGUGGUCCUGGAUGAGCUUUCCUAUGUUUAAACUGUUGAAAAUACAAAUCUCAGAGAUGUCACAGUCACAGAUGGAGCUCGUAGAUGUAUUAGAGCAGUUAGCAUCUCCUCCAAGCUUGUUUCUGUAGCUGUUCUCUAGCUAUUUAGAGGAGAACUAGAUAACAGGAACAUGGAUUGGCAAUGUCUAAACUAAGAAAAAAAAUGAAGUAAGCUCCAAAUAUAAAUAAGUAACUAAUAAUGAAAUAAAUAAAAUCUCUUCACAUUGCAAAGCUCUGCUAACUUUACUGUCUAGAAACUGCCAGAGGUGGUCUGUCUUACACUGAUGACAUCAUAGUGCAACGAUUGGCUAUGUUAUUACAGAAACAACAAAAUGAUGAAAGAUUUUGAUCCAGUGUCAUGUUCAACUCAAAAAAAAAAACAAAAAAAACCACAUUCUCCUCCAGUUUCACGUUCGAUAUUAAGAUCAGAAAGUAUGAAGAGUUGAAGCUGCCUUUGAUUUACAUGGCUUAGUUAUUUUUGGUCUACCUCAAUUACAUGAUGUUUUACGUUUUACCUUUUGAUAUGAUGUUUUAUAACGUUUUAAUUAUUUUAUUAUGAUUAUUAAUUUGUGUGUGUUUUUGCACUUUGCAGUUUGUUUCACCUCUUUCGCUUGCACCAUUGCAUGAUAUUUGGAUUUGUUUGGUUUUCUGACUUUGGUGUGAUUUUUUUGCAUGGCUGUGUUGGUUGCUUUGUGUGUUGCACUUAUUAAAAAAAUAA
Messenger RNA from Pangasianodon hypophthalmus (striped catfish), 2204 nucleotides. It is a transcript of the gene dnd1, whose product is annotated as DND microRNA-mediated repression inhibitor 1. Gene Ontology annotation, cellular component: cytoplasm; nucleus. NCBI's taxonomy places the organism in Eukaryota, Metazoa, Chordata, Actinopteri, Siluriformes, Pangasiidae. Gene Ontology annotation, biological process: mRNA stabilization; negative regulation of miRNA-mediated gene silencing. The record is from RefSeq and is a predicted model, not a curated record. Gene Ontology annotation, molecular function: mRNA binding. The transcript has 4 exons. The coding region runs from base 251 to 1390 and encodes 379 amino acids.